Cucumis melo (muskmelon) is the source of this 1608-nucleotide messenger RNA. RefSeq names its product probable UDP-arabinopyranose mutase 5. The record is from RefSeq and is a predicted model, not a curated record. The coding region runs from base 168 to 1463 and encodes 431 amino acids. Gene Ontology annotation, molecular function: UDP-arabinopyranose mutase activity. NCBI's taxonomy places the organism in Eukaryota, Viridiplantae, Streptophyta, Magnoliopsida, Cucurbitales, Cucurbitaceae. Gene Ontology annotation, biological process: plant-type cell wall biogenesis; UDP-L-arabinose metabolic process. Gene Ontology annotation, cellular component: cytosol; Golgi apparatus. The transcript has 3 exons.
ACGUCGGUCGACGGAGAACACACAGCAAUCUCGGGACAAAGCAUAGACCGAUUCCCUUGUCCUUCACUCCUUCUUUGGCCUAUGGGCUUUGCUUUGUAGAGAGAGAGAGAGAGAGAGAGGAGAGAGGAGAGCAAAAGGGGAUCUAUAUUUCUGUAUAUAUAUUUUGAAUGACAACCCCUCCAUCUCUCUUGUCUCUCACUAUCCAUUCUGCCAUCCUUAAUCUCUCUUCUAUCUCUGAUCUCUCUUUUCUCCCUGAUCACAUCGUCCUCCAUCUAUUCCUGGAAACUUUAAGGGCUGGAAAAUUAAACGAGAGGGUUUUAAAGUUGUUUGUGGCAAGUGGAAAAGAUGAAGUUCUUUCGCUCAUUGGGGCAUUCAAUAUCCAGCAAAUUGUCACCCCUGUUCUUCCUACCAUCCAUAUUAAGGACAACGAGGUUGACAUUGUGAUCGGAGCAUUCCACUCUGAUCUGACAUCAUUUAUGAAUGAAUGGAGGCCUGUUUUCACCCGAUACCACUUGAUUAUUGUCAAGGAUCCUGAACUCAAGGAGGAUCUUGAAAUUCCAGAUGGCUUUGACCUGGACAUCUACACUGUACAAGACAUAAAUAGAAUUGUUGGUACUUCAAAUUCAAUUAAAUUCUCUGGUUACUCUUGUCGAUACUUUGGCUACCUUGUGUCCAGAAAAAAGUAUAUAAUCUCAGUUGACGAUGACUGUGCUCCAGCCAAAGAUGAUAAGGGCAUGUUAAUAGAUAUUGUAGAGCAGCACUUAUUGAACCUUUCAACUCCUGCCACUCCUUUCUUCUUCAACACACUGUAUGAUCCAUUUAGGAAAGGAGCAGAUUUUGUGCGUGGUUACCCAUUUAGCUUAAGAAGUGGGGUUGCUUGUAGUCUGUCAUGUGGACUGUGGCUGAAUCUAGCAGAUUAUGAUGCACCAACACAAGCCCUCAAGCCAAGUCUGAGGAACACUCGUAUCGUCGAUGCAGUUCUCACUAUUCCAGUCGGGGCCAUGUUGCCUGUGAGUGGAAUCAACAUUGCAUUUGAUCGAGAGGUGGUCGGACCUGCUUUAUGUCCAGCACUGAGAUUGGCUGGGGAAGGAAAGUUUCGGUGGGAAACCAUGGAGGAUAUAUGGUGUGGGUUAUGCGUUAAGGUAACAUGUGAUCAUCUAAAGCUUGGUGUGAAAAGUGGGCAGCCAUAUGUUUGGAGAAAUGAAAGAGGAAAUGCAAUAGAGAGCCUGAAGAAAGAGUGGGAAGGGGUGAAGCUGAUGGAAGAAGUUGUUCCAUUCUUUCAAACUCUUAGGCUACCAGAAGCAGCAGUUACAGCUGAAGCCUGUUUUCUCGAGAUUGCGAAGGCAGUAAGGGACCAGCUUGGCCGGUCCAAUCCAAUGUUCUCUCGUGUUGCUGAAGCCAUGGUCGAAUGGGUUGAGAUUUGGAAGAAGGUUGGAUCUGGUCCUUUGCUUGGCGACAAUUAGGGAGGGAUUCACGAGUGAGUUUGGUCUCUUUCCCCCUAAUUCAAUUAAUAACAGAAAGCUCCUUCUAUUUCUUGCUGUAACAAUGACUCAGAGAACUAUCGAAAUUCUUAAUGACUAAAAGUACUGUUUCACAGUUUUUGUUUAA